AAAUUUCGUUGUUCUGAUAAUAACUUAUCGCAUCAAUUCAGGGUCUCUAUAUAAACAGAAUCUCGAUUAUCACCUUGUUCUCCUCGUCAUUAGUUCGCAUCAGUUAAGUCGCGCCUGAUUUAGUAAACAAAAAUAUUGCGAAAAUGGUGAAUACGAUUAAAGUCCCUCCUGACGGUGGCUACGCCUGGGUUAUAGUCCUAGCAAACGCUAUAAGCAAUCUCAUAAUAGUCCCAUUAAUUCAAACAUUCGGCCUUAUCUUUAAAGAUACCUUCGCCGCAAUGGGCUUAUCAGCAACCCAAGGCUCCCUUAUAAUUAACUUAAACGCCGCUUUCGGCAUGAUCAUGGGUCUUUUCAAUGGUCUCCUACUGAAAGUCUUCGGAUACCGCAAAAUCGCAAUGACUGCGUCUCUCCUAACAACAUUAGGAAUCAUCAUGACAGCAUAUUCCAGCACCUUCACCCAUUUCAUGAUUUCUUACGGUCUGAUAACAUCACUCGGCAUGGGCAUGAAUAUGUCGGCUUACAGUCUCGCACUCAACAGUUAUUUCCGCAAAAAUAGAGGCAAAGCGGUCGGAUAUGCCAUGACUAUCACAGGCCUAGGACCGAUUUUGAUGCCACAAUUAAUAAAUGUUUUAAUGAAAAUGCAUGCAGUACAAGGAGUAACCCUGAUACUGGCUGGAAUUGCCGCUCAUUCUUUCGUUGCUGCAAGCUUACUACAACCAGUUAAGUGGCACUUAAAAACAGAAAUCGUCGAGGAAACAAAAGAGGAGAAAAAAACCGAAGAAACAAAAAUUCAACUCUACAGGAGCGUAUCACAAAUCGAGAAAAAAUCAUUAGAUAAUUCCAACGAAUCGUUGGAUGGGCUAGAAAACGGACCUAUUUACGGACUUGACUCGGCACUAGCCGGAAGCGUAAUGUCCCUACAUUCAGUCAAGCGCAGAGCUUCGGUAGUGUCCCAAAACUGGAAAAAAGCCUCAAUUCGUAGUCUAAACGCCCGGGAAAUCGUCUACAAUCCCGAAAUGACUAAACCAAUAAAAAAGAAAACAUCCUGGGAGCGUGUAUCUAAUUUUUUCGACCUGGAUCUCUUCAAAGAUCCGAUCUACGUCAACAUCAUGAUUGGACUAUCACUUGCUGUUUUCGCCGAAAUUAAUUUCUCCCUCUUGACUGCGUUUAUUUUGAACGAAUUUGGUCUAACGACCGAUCAAAUCGCAACAUUUAUGUCGAUUUUGGGGAUUGCUGAUAUCAUUUUUCGGUUUUUGGCGCCUUAUAUCGGACAAUUCUUAAAUUUAACGCCGAGACCUAUGUAUGUUUUUACCCUAUUUAUGUUAAUGGUGACACGCUUUUCACUUUUAAUUUCAAACAAUUAUUUCAUUUUAUUGGGGGUUGCUUUGGGUUUAGGGAUCGCGAAAGGAAUCCGGACCGUUUACAUGUCGCUCGUAAUCCCGACUUAUGUCCCCAUUGAGAAACUAGCCUCGGCCGGGGGGCUCCAAAUGAUGGUCAAUGGGUUCUGUAUUUUAAUCGGGGGCCCCAUUAUUGGGAAAAUCCGGGAUAUUACCGGAAGCUACACCCUAUGUAUAGUAACUUUAAACUGUAUCACAUUUUCCACGAUUGUAAUUUGGACGAUGGAAGCCGUUAUUAGAAAAAUCAACGCAAAGAAGAGCCUCAAGACUGAACCACUGGAACAAUCAGACACUCUACUCUAAAACCAUGACAGUAUUUAACACGUCCCAGAUUAAUUAUUUAUAAUAAAAUUUUAAAUAAUUAA
Molecule: messenger RNA, 1762 nt
Organism: Tribolium castaneum (red flour beetle)
Lineage: Eukaryota; Metazoa; Arthropoda; Insecta; Coleoptera; Tenebrionidae
Product: monocarboxylate transporter 13
Exons: 6
Coding region: 144-1700 (518 amino acids)
Biological process (GO): transmembrane transport
Cellular component (GO): membrane
Molecular function (GO): monocarboxylic acid transmembrane transporter activity
Source: RefSeq, a predicted model, not a curated record